Capronia coronata CBS 617.96 is the source of this 3087-nucleotide messenger RNA. RefSeq lists its product as uncharacterized. Gene Ontology annotation, molecular function: protein binding. NCBI's taxonomy places the organism in Eukaryota, Fungi, Ascomycota, Eurotiomycetes, Chaetothyriales, Herpotrichiellaceae. The coding region runs from base 1 to 3087 and encodes 1028 amino acids. Gene Ontology annotation, biological process: rRNA processing. Gene Ontology annotation, cellular component: Pwp2p-containing subcomplex of 90S preribosome; small-subunit processome. The record is from RefSeq and is a predicted model, not a curated record. The transcript is spliced from 2 exons.
AUGGAAGAUGCUGUUGAACUUCCUGUUGCGAAAAGGCAACGGAGGGACGACCUAGUCACGACCAGCAACAAAAAGCCUCCCACGAGUUCCCGACUUUUCGCUCCCUUCAGGACCCUCGGGCUCGUCUCUCCCACGAGAGUCCCGUUCACAUCGGUUCCUCUAGGGAAAACUACAUUUCAGAUCACCACCUCGGUCGGAAAUAGUCUGCACACCUACGAUCUGCGACGAGGCCUCAACCUUGUCUUUCUCAGCCGUCCACAAUGUCCGAAACCAAUCACUGCGACAUGCGCUCACCGUGAUCGAGUUUUUGCAGCCUGGGGCGGAACCCAGCCCCACGAACCCCGGGGAUUGUGGGUGUUCAAACGCGGACAUUUGAUCGCAGAGCUAGGCCUCCAUGACACACACCCUCAAGAGAUUGUGCAAAUAGUGAUAUUUGGACCGUGGGUGGUGGGCUGUGGAGCCGAAGCAAUUGAAGUCUGGAAGAGUGAUUCCUACGCGCAUUACACGACGGUUCAGCCAUCCUCGACAUCCAUCGAUAGUCGAGUGGGUGGAAUUUUCUCCGGGCCAGUCUGCACAUUACCGACAUUGCUGAAUAAAAUCUGCGUUGGGAGAAGAGACGGACUGGUCGAAAUCUACAAUGUCAGCACUGGUCGGUUGGUACACACCAUCCUUGCUCCUUCUGCCGGCUCUGGCUCAGUGACGGCGCUCGCGCCCGCUCCCGCCGUCUGCCUGUUGGCGGUUGCAUACGCCGACGGCUCCUUGGUCAUUACGGACGUGGAAGCCGAUGAGAUUGUUCUCGAGCUGCAUCAAAAGAACACCAAAAAGCCAAUCACAUCAAUCAGUUUCCGCUCCGAUGGCAUGGGUGCUGGCGAGGACGGGCGCAAGGACGGUGUCAUGGCAACUUCCAGCACCGAGAGUGGCGACAUCACGCUCUGGGACCUGAACCGUGGCGGUAAAGUGGUCGGCGUGGUGCGAGGCGCUCACGAAACAUCCAAUCUUGGACAAGGAACCGGCGUGAACAAGGUCGAGUUCCUACCUGGCCAGGCUGUGCUGAUAUCUUCUGGCCUGGACAAUGCUCUUCGGUCGUGGGUAUUCGAUCAGAACCCGUUCUCUCCCAUCCCACGGCCGCUGCACGAAAGAAGUGGACAUGCGGCGUCAGUGACGAAGCUCAAAUUCCUCCCAGCCGCUUCCGAUGGCUCGGACGCAACCGGCAAAUGGCUUUUGUCAGCGGCCCAAGACCGAAGUUUGUGGGGGCUGAGUCUGCGCAAGGAUGGCCAAAGUACAGAAUUGAGUCAAGGCGCCGUGAAGCACAAAGCUCGGAAGGCCGGACUACUCAGCGACGACGCGUCCGGGGUGGAGGACUUCAAAGCUCCGCCCAUCAUAGACAUGGCUUGUUCACUGAACCGAGACGGCGGAAUGGGCACUGUCAAUGGCCCCGUGUGGACGAAUACCAAGACGGCCAACGCCGAAGAAGUCAGUAUGACGGGCUGGGAAAGCAUAGUCACCGCCCAUGCCGACGACAAGUUCGCGCGGACCUGGUCCUGGGGCCGGAAAAAGGCAGGCAGAUGGGCGUUCGAGACCGGCGACCACACCCCCGUGACGAGUGUGGCCAUCACCGCUUGCGGCACCUUUGCAAUUGUCGGGUCGGCAGGCGGCAGUCUCGACAUGUUCAAUCUGCAGUCCGGCGCGCAUCGUCAACGCUACCCGCCUCGCCUCAAGCCCGGCCAGGCCAAGGAGUUGAAAAUCCAACAGAUGCAAACAGACCGGGCGACGACGCCGUCUGUACGUGGUCAUCGAGAUGCCAUCACGGGAGUGAUUGUCGACAACCUCAACCGCACCAUGGUCUCGACCAGUCUCGACGGAGCGAUCAUCUACUGGGACUUUUCCAGCGGCAAGAUUCUAGAGAAAGUCGUGAUGACUGGUGCGACGCCGACAGCGAUGCGCUACAACCCCGUCUCAGGCCUGCUGGCACUGUCUUGCGACGACCUGUGUAUCCGCAUCGUCGACAUUGAAACUCGCAAGACGGUGCGCGAGCUGUGGGGCUGCGUCGGGCAGAUCUACGACUUCUGCUUCUCCCACGACGGCCGCUGGGUCGUGACAUGCUCGAUGGACUCUGUCGUCCGCGUCUUCGACCUGGCCACAGGCCAUCUCGUUGACGCAUUCAAGACCGCCACGUGCACCGGCGUCGCCUUUUCCAGCACCGGCGAAUUCCUGGCCACCGCACACGCCGGAGCGCGCGGGAUCAACAUCUGGACCAACAAGGCUCUGUUCGCGCAUAUCCCCACGAGACAGAUCGACGAUGUGAACGGCGUUAUUGACUUGAGCGAGACCGCGGAAUUCCAAGCGGCGAGCCAGUUGGCCAUCGAGGCCGACCCCGAAGACGAUGUCCCAAUAGAGACCCUGGACGCCUCGUCCGAAAUAGACCAACUAGACCAAAGCCUCCUCACGCUCUCCCUGGUCCCUGCUUCGAGAUGGCAGACACUGCUCAACCUCGACAGUAUCCGCCAACGCAACAAACCCAUCCAACCUCCCGAGAAGCCCAAGGCUGCCCCUUUCUUCCUCGGGUCCAGUCUCACAAAUGGCGUCACAAGCGGCGGCGACGACUCCUCUCAACAAGCAGCAUGGGCCCAUGAGAAGGAGAACCCGGUCGACGAAAGUGAGCGGUCACGCAUCUCGCGAUUGGCAUUAACCGCGCAAGGACAAGGACCCGGACAUUAUUCUCAAGUCACCAAAAUCCUCGAGGACUUCGCAUCAGACCCUCGCCACGACCCGUCACUCCUGUCAGACCAUCUGGCGGCGCUGCCUCCUUCUGCUGCGGAUCUCGAGAUCCGCUCUCUCACAUUGCAUGAAAUGCCUAUCUUUGUGCGCGCCUUGACCCGCCAACUCGCGCUGAGAAAGUCCUUCGAGCUGGUCAACACUUGGAUGAGUGUUUUCCUGAAACUGCACGGCGACUUCAUAGGUGAAGUCCAGGAACUCAACGACGCCGUGCUCGAUUGGCGCGCCGUGCUGGAUAAGGAAGAAAGGCGCUUGAGCCAGUUGGUUGGCUAUACGCGCGGAGUGGUGGAUUUUCUGCGAAGUGCGAGAUAA